This is a messenger RNA of Lathyrus sativus (Indian pea), 708 nucleotides long. The record is from the annotation of a GenBank genome assembly. NCBI's taxonomy places the organism in Eukaryota, Viridiplantae, Streptophyta, Magnoliopsida, Fabales, Fabaceae.
AUGGGGAAAUCGGGCGCUGAUGAGAAGAUUCUCGGCUACAAUGAUGUGGUGCUUAGACGAUCUGAUCUAGACAUUCUCAGUGGUCCAUAUUAUUUGAACGAUCGGAUUAUCGAGUUUUAUCUAAGUUACCUUUCGUCAUCGCAUCCCCCUCAGGAUAUCUUGUUGGUUCCACCAUCCAUUGCGUUUUGGAUACUACAAUGUCCUUUUGCUGAGGCUUUGAAAGAUUUCUUAGAGCCCCUUCAUUUGUCUGAAAAGGAACUCGUUUUAUUUCCCGUCAAUAACAAUGAAGAUGUUAACACAGCGGAAGGUGGAUCUCAUUGGAGCUUACUUGCAUACUACCGCAACGUGAAUCUAUUUGUUCACCAUGAUAGCUGCAGAAGCUUAAACUCAGAACCUGCUAAGAAACUCUAUAAAGCUGUUGUUGGAUAUGUGGGGUUAUCUGAAUCGGGAUCUGAGGUCCGCUUUCUUGAAUGCACUGAUUCGCCUAGGCAAGUGAAUGGUUAUGACUGUGGCUUAUAUGUCACAGCCAUAGCAAGAGCGAUAUGCGAUUGGCGUGUAAAUAGUAUAAAGACUGAUGCAAAUGAUUUGUGGUUCUCUGUCGUCAAGGAACAGGUUACUCCAUCUGCUGUUGACUGCAUGCGAGCGGAGAUUCUAGUCUUGAUCAGAGAUCUAAUGGCAAAGCAUUCAGGCCAGCAUGCUCAAGAAUAG